Molecule: messenger RNA, 504 nt
Organism: Pseudocercospora fijiensis CIRAD86
Lineage: Eukaryota; Fungi; Ascomycota; Dothideomycetes; Mycosphaerellales; Mycosphaerellaceae
Exons: 2
Source: RefSeq, a predicted model, not a curated record
AACGGCGACAAGAGCUCGUCCAAGUUCAUCUCACAUCUCGCCUCUUACCCAGCCGUGCACGAUGGCAUUGAGACCUACAAGGCCAAUCCUUACGGCAAGAAGAGCUUGGAAGUGGCCGACGGCGCCUACAUCCGCUUUGCUAAGCCCGUAGAGCCAUACCUGCAGAAGCCAUACUCUUAUGCCCAGCCAUACGUCCAGAAGGCCGAUGAGCUCGCCGAUGCUAGUCUCACCAAGGUCGAAGGCCACUUCCCAAUCGUGAAGCAGGACACCACGACCAUCGUCGACACUGCCAAGGGCUACGUUUUCUGGCCAUACAGUUACCUGACCGGCACCUUCAAUGAUGAAUACGAGAAGACUGCCAAGCACAACAACCGCGGUCAGGGUGUUGGAACCUUGGUCCAAGCAACCAUCUCAACCCAACUGAGAAUCGCCUCGGACUUCUUCCAAGCCGUCGCCGACUUCCUUGGACCAAAGUACGAAGAGGGCAAGAAGAAGGGCUCUGAA